Molecule: messenger RNA, 434 nt
Organism: Neurospora tetraspora
Lineage: Eukaryota; Fungi; Ascomycota; Sordariomycetes; Sordariales; Sordariaceae
Exons: 1
Coding region: 163-390 (75 amino acids)
Source: RefSeq, a predicted model, not a curated record
UUUUUUACCCCUAACUUCAUAGAAAGCUAGCUCCCUUGAAAAUAUCCAAAGAACAGCAUAUCAAUAAAACACCUCUCACAACGAACGAAGACGAUAUAAGUGUUCAGUUUAAUCGGGUCGGGAUAGGGCAGUGCAUUCGGAUACAACACAAAUCAUCAGGAAAUGAAGCUGUUUCUGUUAUGUUGCUUUUGGGCCCGAAUCGAAGGAAUGAGCAGUGUUUUUGAUAAAUCCCCUUUCUGCCUGGGUGUAGCCUUAUGUUUUGCAGACACCAAAAAGAGCCUCCACGAUCUUGUCGCCAUGUGGACGUGGAGUGUCUUGUGUCGUGCCUCCCGCUUUAGGCGAAUUGAGGGAGCCUCAUUUUGCCCCUGCCGUCCGGCAAGUAUCUUCUAGGUCAUCAAGAAGGCAGGCGAAGGGUACCUAUAUAAAUCGGAUGA